AUGGUGAAUAUUCCGAAGACAAGAAAUACAUUUUGUAAGAAGUGUAGCGGCUACUCUCCACACAAGGUUUCUCAGGCCAAGAAGUCCAAAGACAAUCCUAGAGCCCAGGGAAAUAGGAGAUAUGCUAGGAAGCAACGGGGUUAUGGUGGUCAGACAAAGCCGAUUCUCCGAAGAAAGGCCAAAGUCACCAAGAAGCUUGUUUUGAAGUUGGAGUGUACCAAGUGCAAGUUUUCCCACCAAAAGCCUCUGAAGAGGGCCAAGCACGUGAUAUUUGGCGGAGAGAAGAAAACAAAGGGAGAAGCAUUGGUUUAUUAA
Encephalitozoon intestinalis ATCC 50506 is the source of this 315-nucleotide messenger RNA. RefSeq names its product 60S ribosomal protein L42. Bases 1 to 315 code for a protein of 104 amino acids. The record is from RefSeq and is a predicted model, not a curated record. Gene Ontology annotation, molecular function: structural constituent of ribosome. NCBI's taxonomy places the organism in Eukaryota, Fungi, Microsporidia, Unikaryonidae. Gene Ontology annotation, cellular component: cytosolic large ribosomal subunit; ribosome. The transcript has a single exon. Gene Ontology annotation, biological process: translation.